GAGCUGCAAGAGCGAGGCCUGCUGAAGGACGGGCUCCCCCUGGUGGUGAGGAGGAUGGUGGAGCAUCUUCGCAGUCAUGGACUGAACCAGGAGGGGUUGUUCCGCGUAAACGGGAACGCGCGGGCGGUGCAGAGCCUGAAGGAGCGGCUGGAGUGUGCGGAGGACGUGGACCUCGUGUCGGAGUCUGAUGUUUCUACUGUGGCCAGUCUCCUAAAGCUGUACCUCAGAGAGCUGCCCCAGGCCCUCAUAAGCCCCACGGUUCAACAGGCUCUACUACAGCACUACCAGGAUUUUGGAGACGGUGGCUCUUGUUCAGACAUAAGAGAGCUGCUCCUGAGUCUUCCGGACGUUCACCUGAGUCUCCUCCGAUACCUGUGCCACUUCCUGACUCAGGUGGAGCUCAAACACAAAGAAAACCGCAUGAACGCUCACAACCUGGCCACAGUGUUUGGACCGAGCAUCUUCCAUGUUACUGCUGGUUUCGAAGCGAUGAAGGAGCAGACCGUAUGCAACAAAAUCAUGGUCCGACUCAUUCAGAACUACAACAACAUCUUUGAAGCACAGCCGGACCCUGAACUCUGCAUGGACCUCUACCCGUCCCUCAUCAUUGUCAAGGAGGCACAGUCAAUAGAUGUGGACACGGGGCAGUUAUGGAGUUCUCCUUUAAAAACUCCACAACCAGCUCCCAGGAUAAAGGCUGGAGCGAUCACCCCAGUUUCAAAUGCAGAAUCACUGGACCAGCUCAAUGCAGACGCUCCAAAACCAAGGCCUAGAAAACUCAAGGUGAGGAGAAGUACGAGGAGUGACACAGCAACAAGAGCUCAGGUUCCGUCUAAGCCCGGUCCGUCCGCCGGGGAGUCCCACGCGAGGCCUCUGUCCAGACCGGCUGCCCUGACGACCUCCAGAAGUCCGGAGACGGGAGUUGCAGAGUUGAGAUCACAGCGGGGUAUCGCGCCAGAUGUCUUCAGUGUAGACACCAGCUCGUCUCACAGCAUGGACAGUACGAGGAGCUCCCAAGAAGACGACGCUGAUGAUGACAAAGAGAGACCGAUAUCGCCGUUCUACAGAAGUCACCUCCUCUCGCCAAGACACCGCUCACCAGAUGUGGUAGAUUAUUUAGAAAGAACAAUCCGGUCAACAGUGGAGCAGCACCUCUUUGGUAUUAACCCCCUGAGGGAUCAAAGGUCAGAGGACUGUGACUCAAACCCGGGUCCCAGGAGUCCAGCAGGAGCUCCAACCGCCAGAGAGAGGAGACGAAACCGGAGACAGCACGACGCUGACAGCCCGAGGCACAGAGACAAGAGCAGCAGAGAUACAUCCGCUCGGACACACACCAAUAAGGAGAAUAUCCAGUGGAGCGACCGGGGCAGAGGUGGUGCUGAAGUGGUGGAGGAGACAGACCAGAGGAGCCUCCUGGAGCAGUCAUCCAAGAAGUGGAGACACAGCCCAACUCUAGUGCGGCUAAGUGACAAGCACAACGCCCACGCGGAGACCUAUGAGAGAUCUGAAGCGACCUACAUGGAGAUUCAAAACUGGAAUGAUACGACACUAGAAACGGCUUCUUCCUCAGUGAUCAUUGUGCAAUUAAACAUCUGA
Boleophthalmus pectinirostris (great blue-spotted mudskipper) is the source of this 1596-nucleotide messenger RNA. Its product is annotated as protein FAM13A-like. The transcript has 14 exons. NCBI's taxonomy places the organism in Eukaryota, Metazoa, Chordata, Actinopteri, Gobiiformes, Gobiidae. Gene Ontology annotation, biological process: signal transduction. The record is from RefSeq and is a predicted model, not a curated record. Bases 55 to 1596 code for a protein of 513 amino acids.